CAGGCAGCAGUGGGACUCGCAGCCGACGGUGUGCACCUUCUGCAUCUGAGUUGUCAAUCUGCUUAAUUGCCAAUGCGCCCUAUCAAUGACGAGCGGCCCGAACCGCUUGGUCUCACCACUCGCCAGCGAUUGCCAGAGGACUUCACGAAUUCAGACACAAGAUAAUGGUGCGACCAGAUAAAUAGGUAGGUACCCUAGGUAAAUAUGUAGGGUCUGUACCCCGGAUCCCCAAUCGUUCCCAGAGGAGAAUCUCGAGACGACCGGCCCUGGGACGGCCAUCACAGAAAGCGACUUCCGACGAAACAGAACAAUCAUGGCCGCUUCCACCCCCGUCCUGUCUCCCGCUCCAGACACAGUCACAGAUGCCACACCGGGGCGAAUCGCCGAAGAGAGCGCGGCGCCAUUGGAAGCGCCCAGGUCCGUCGAGACGGCAGCGGCGAGCCCGCGGCCAACCGUGUCCAUCGUCCCCGGCUACCGCCCAGGCAUACUCGCCCGCACCCUGCAGAUGCACUUAGACUAUUACUAUCCGACGGAACGCUGGGGCCGCGAGUUCGAAGCCGUCUUGUCCACCACACUGGGGGAUCUUCUCGCGCGGCUGGAUAAGCCGGUGAAUCAAGUCUGGUCGGCCGUAAUGGCGACCCCGGGGCUGGACCCCGAGGCAUCUCCUGCGGAGCGCAUAGUGGGGGUGGUGUAUGUUGACGGCGAGUGCUCUGGGAAGGAGGGGGUGGCGCGCCUGCGCUGCUUCAUCGUGGAUGGGCAAGCCAGGGGCUUGGGUAUCGGCAAGGAGCUCUUGAGCGCGGCCAUGGAGUUUGUGAGGCUGUCUGGGUUUCGUGAGUGCCAGUUGACAACGAUGCGCAAGCUCACCGCCGCUCGGAGACUGUACGAGAGGGAAGGGUUCAAAGAGGCUGGCGAAACGUGGUUUGAGGGGUUUGGGAAGGGAGUCAUGGAGCUAAAGUAUGUUUGGCACCCGAGUGAUGAAGUCUGAACGCCCGAAAAGGUGUUCUCCAGAAACAGUUGGGAUAAAUCGAUGAUUUGACCUGUGGCCGACAAUGGGAAGAGAACUAGGCUACCUCCUGACUUGGUCAUCUGA
Thermothielavioides terrestris NRRL 8126 is the source of this 1090-nucleotide messenger RNA. RefSeq lists its product as uncharacterized. The transcript has a single exon. The record is from RefSeq and is a predicted model, not a curated record. Bases 314 to 985 code for a protein of 223 amino acids. Lineage: Eukaryota; Fungi; Ascomycota; Sordariomycetes; Sordariales; Chaetomiaceae. Gene Ontology annotation, molecular function: N-acetyltransferase activity.